GAAGGGACAUCUCUUCCUUGGCUUAAGUUUCACAACAGAAAGAAAGAGAGAGAGAGAGAGAGAGAGAGAGAGAGAGAGAGAACAGAACAUGCAGAAGUUGAAACAUGGUAUUUUGUUUAUGUUGUGUUCCACUUUUGACCCUCCAAACUUACUUAAUUUACCCGCUUACAAAACCCAAAGUUCCAAAAACACUUGAGGGAGAGAGGAUUGUUGUUGUUCUUUUUCAUGGAGGUGAGCUCUGAGGUGGAAGCUGUGAUACAGUUUCUGAGGAAGAAUGGAUUGAGAGAAGCUGAGAAAGCUCUUGAGGAAGAUAUGAUGGAGAAAAAUGAAGAAGAAGAAGUGGGUGCUUUUGAUUUCGAGAAAUUCUUGUUCCCCAUGCCGCCACCGGUAAGGAUUCCGGCGACCAUCCGGAGAUCGGAGGUGGAUGAGAAAGUCAAGUCCAGUGAUGGGUCGGAUUCAGAUGGUGAUGAAUUUGUCAGCUUGAGGUCUUCUACAAGUGAUGUUUGCUCUUCAGACUUUGUGAAUCCAUAUGGACUUCAUUCUGCAUCUCAGGCUGAUUCCGAUACUUCAUCAGAUAGAUUAUCUCAAUUUGGAACAGCACGUGAUUAUCCUGAUUUUGACAUGCAAAAUGACUUGUAUUGGUAUGAUGACAAAGAUGAAGGCUACCUCAUGACUCCAUGCUUUGCUGGGUCAGACUUCUAUGGCUGUCCAAGUGAGGAUAAGUUUGUCACAACUUCAGAGACAGAGAAGCAACAACAUAAUACACUGAGUGUACUUGACAAAUCUGAAGGAUUUCAAACAGAGGCAAGCAUUGAUUACUUGGACAAGCCAUGCCUUUAUAAUAUGGCCUGCAUAAAUGGGGAAAAUGAGGUUCAAGCAAUGGAUUAUUAUCAUUUUGAUAAAUGUAAUAGGCUUGAAGGGGACAUUGAACCGGAGUUGAAGAACUGUGCUUAUGGUUGUUCACUUCCUCUUUGCAAAUGUUGUGGGGCACCAGGUCUUUAUGAUGAAAAUCCUGUGAACUUCAGCUACUUGAGCUCCAAAGAAACUGAUUUGGGUGAUCUUCAGUUAAAGGCUGCUGGAGACAUUGACACAGAUUAUAAUAGAGCUUCUAAACAUAAAUCUGACAAGAAUGUUUACUCUGCCAAAAGGGGUUCAAACGACUGGAUUGAUGGGUUUGAAGAUGCUUCCGACCUAGUGCACAAGAUUGCUGAGAAAGAUUUAUUUCCCAAUACAAUUGAUAGUUAUGGAGUUGAAGAUGAUGAAGACAAUGGAGAACUUAGUGAACCUAAGGCUGCCGCAGAUGGAGAGGAUAACACUGGGGAUGAACUUCUGAUGUACUCUAAUGAGGAAGAAUAUGAAGUAUUCAAUUUGCGAAUCGUUCACAGGAAAAACAGCAGGUUAAUAUGCAGAAAUCAGUAUAACUCGUGUUAUGCCAUCUACAGGACUGGAUUUGAAGAAAACAAGGACCUGCCUAUUGUGCUAAAUACUGUAAUUGCUGGCAGAUAUUAUGUAACAGAAUACCUAGGUUCAGCUGCUUUUAGUAAGGUUGUUCAAGCACAUGAUCUUCUCAUGGGAAUAGAUGUUUGCCUGAAGAUCAUUAAAAAUGAUAAAGAUUUUUUCGACCAGAGUUUGGAUGAAAUUAAACUUCUAAAGCUUGUUAACAAGCAUGACCCUGGAGAUGAGCACCACAUUUUGCGUCUCUAUGACUACUUUUAUCACCAGGAGCAUCUGUUCAUCGUCUGUGAACUCCUUCGAGCAAACUUGUAUGAAUUUCAGAAAUUCAAUCAAGAAUCUGGCGGAGUAGCUUAUUUUAACCUCAGCAGGUUGCAGGUCGUAACUCGUCAGUGUUUGGAGGCACUUGAUUACUUACAUGGCUUGGGAAUUAUUCACUGUGAUCUAAAGCCUGAGAAUAUUCUUAUCAAAAGUUAUAGAAGAUGUGAGAUAAAAAUUAUUGAUCUUGGAAGCAGUUGCUUUCAGACUGACAAUCUGUGCCUAUAUGUUCAAUCUCGUUCCUAUAGAGCCCCUGAAGUCAUCCUUGGCCUCCCAUAUGACAAGAAGAUUGACCUGUGGUCUCUCGGAUGUAUCCUUGCUGAGCUAUCCUCUGGGGAAGUGCUGUUUCCAAAUGAUGCGGUUGUAAUGAUCCUUGCCCGGAUGGUCGGAAUGCUAGGUCCUUUUGAUCUGGAGAUGUUGGAGAAUGGACAAGAGACAUACAAGUAUUUCACAAAAGAAUAUGAUCUGUACCAUAUAAACGAGGAGACAAACCAAUUAGAAUACAUUAUUUCUGAGGAGUCUCUACUGGAGCAUCAUCUGCAAGUUUCUGAUGUUGGGUUUCUCGAUUUUGUUAGACAUUUGCUUCAGAUGAACCCUCAAAGGCGCCCAACUGCGAGGGAGGCAUUGCAACACCCAUGGCUUUUGUGCUCGUACUAAAGCAGAACUCCUGAAUUGCUGGAGGAAUGACUUUUCCUGUGAGUAUUAACAUUCAUCGAGCAGAAUGGAUUGUACGGGUGCAAGUCCGAGUAAAAUCUCCAAUUUCAAUUUUGGUUUAUGUAUAGCUAUACCACUGAUCAUACUUCAUAUUUAUUCACAUUUUUUUCUGUAAAAACCUCAUCCCCCCCAGUUUUCCCCCCUCUACUUUGUUAGGAUUGUGAAACCACAAGCCCUUUGAUUUGAGUGACAAGAACGAUACAAUAAAUCAUUUAGUGCAUUGAUUGGAAUUCUUUUAUGUCA
Molecule: messenger RNA, 2727 nt
Organism: Theobroma cacao (cacao)
Lineage: Eukaryota; Viridiplantae; Streptophyta; Magnoliopsida; Malvales; Malvaceae
Product: Protein kinase superfamily protein
Biological process (GO): peptidyl-threonine phosphorylation; peptidyl-serine phosphorylation
Molecular function (GO): ATP binding; protein serine/threonine kinase activity
Source: RefSeq, a predicted model, not a curated record